Folsomia candida is the source of this 1693-nucleotide messenger RNA. RefSeq lists its product as uncharacterized. Lineage: Eukaryota; Metazoa; Arthropoda; Collembola; Entomobryomorpha; Isotomidae. The coding region runs from base 241 to 1674 and encodes 477 amino acids. The transcript has 5 exons. The record is from RefSeq and is a predicted model, not a curated record.
AAGAGGGUCCUCAAGCGUGUCGCGGACGUGGAUGGGCAGUGCUGCUACCGUCCCUUUCACCGCCUGGACGAUGACGAGUCAGAAGUUGAAUAUCACUGUGAAAAGAUCACCCAAAAGAUCACCGUGAUCCCAGCUGAGCACGAGUUCAUCGAAGUGGUUUGCGUGGGAGGACGAGAAGAUUACAAGGACGGGUUUGCAUUCGUGAAUAUCAAGCCGGAUGUGGAGGAGUGGUUGGAAAACAUGGAUUUCGUCUCAUCCACGAAUGGAAAGAGUGCAGAGGAAAGAAUCAACGUCAUCCUGCUCGGAUUCGAUGCAACAUCACGCAUGAAUUUUUUGAGAACGAUGCCAAAAUCGAAUGCUUACUUGCUCAAAAACCUGUCCGCCAUCGUAAUGGAGGGUUACACGAAAGUUGCUGAGAACACGCUGCCCAACGUGAUCCCUGUCCUGUCUGGCCACACGCUGGGCGAGUUCAAAAGGAAAUGCAUGGACUUGGGCGCUGACUCUGGUUCCGUCCACGUUGACGAGUGUCCUUUCAUUUGGAAGCGAUUCUCCACCAACGGCUUUCGAACAGGAUUUGCAGAGGACGACGUGGGCAUCGGGAUUUUCAACAUGAAUUGGAGACACGCCUUUGAAAAACCACCCACCGACUAUUACCUCCGACCCUUCUCUAACCUCAUGCAGGCCAAACAGAGCUCUGGAGACGGUCAGUGCUACGGGACCCGCCUCUCCUUCAAAGUGCUCCUCGACAAUUUAGAAAACACGGCAGUCACGCUAAAAAACCACCCAUUUUUCCACUUCACAUGGGCGACGAAACUAUCGCACAACAACCCCAACCACCUCGCUCUGGGGGAUAUCCCGCUCCUCAGAUUUCUGAGAUUUAUGCACAGAGAUGGCCACUUGAACAGAACGGUCCUCGUUCUCAUGAGUGACCACGGGAGUCGGUUGGACGGGAUACGCUCCACGUCUCAGGGGAAGGUGGAGGACAGGAUGCCACUCUUCUACCUCGUUCCCCCGCCCUGGUUCGCAACCAGGUUCCCCACCGCCUAUCAAAAUCUUAAGGCCAACUCGGACAAGUUGACCAGCGCGUUUGACCUGCAUGAAACGCUGCUGGACUUGAUGGACCUUUCUCGCCUGGACAAUUUGGAGGGGAGAGACGUUAAUGCAGACGAGAUUAGUUCGAGGCAGCGGAAAGCGAGCAGCUUAUUUCAGCCUAUUUCCCAUAACCGGACGUGUCUCAGGGCUGGGAUUCCACUUCAUUGGUGCGUCUGCCGUGGAGAUUCAGUCCAGCGUCCCAUGGUUGACGUGGAAAGUGAAGAAGUCCAGAGCGCCGUACGGUACGCCGUGGACACGAUGAACUACCACUUGCGAUGGCAACAUUCCUGCGCAACGUUGACCCUUCAGAAAACCACGGACGCUUUUUACAUUGAUUUUGAAUCCAAAGAGAAAUUGGGGUCGGCGGACGAGAAACCAGCCGAUGGGGACACUGACAAGUUCACCAUUUUACGGCUUUCCUUCACCACGUUGCCGGGGGAGGGGGCUUUUGAGGCCAGUUUGGUCAGGGGAGUGGUCAAGGGAAGCUGGUUGUUGGCAGAGAAAGUCGUUCGCACCAACGAGUACGGCGACCAAAGCCACUGCGUCGAUCAAGACUUUAAAGAAUUUUGCUACUGUACUUGAAUGAACGAAUAAACCCUUA